Messenger RNA from Jaculus jaculus (lesser Egyptian jerboa), 3674 nucleotides. RefSeq lists its product as uncharacterized. Lineage: Eukaryota; Metazoa; Chordata; Mammalia; Rodentia; Dipodidae. Gene Ontology annotation, biological process: virion assembly. The record is from RefSeq and is a predicted model, not a curated record. The coding region runs from base 81 to 992 and encodes 303 amino acids. The transcript is spliced from 2 exons.
CACCUGGCAGGACUUGAUCCAAGACCUCCCGGCCUGGAUCAAGCCCUGGAUUCCCCCACAACCCCCUAAUAAGGGCCCCCAUGGGCCCUCCAAGGUUCUUUUUGCAGAAUCGGAGAAAAAGACAACAUCACGGAUCUACCCGGAGACCCAGCCCAAUCUCCUCCUCCUGGACCCACCUCCACCCUAUCCACCUGUUCAGCCGCCCACUGCACCCCCAGCCCUCCCUGAGUUGGGCCAUCAAGGGGGCCCCGCUGCAGGAACCAGAAGUAGGAGGGCUCUUUCCCCAGACACUGCCACUGCCCUCCCACUCAGAGCUCUGGGACCCCCCCAUUCCAGGGCCAGGAGAAGACCCUACGCAUGUACCCCUACAGCCUCUUCAGUACUGGCCUUUCUCAUCAGCAGACUUAUAUAACUGGAAGGCCAAUCACCCCCCUUUCUCUGAGGAUCCCUCCAAAUUAACCACUCUGAUGGAAUCCCUAGUUUUCUCUCACCAGCCGACUUGGGAUGACUGCCAACAGUUGCUGCAGACUCUUUUCACGACCGAGGAAAGGGAACGCAUUCUCCUCGAGGCUAGGAAAAAUGUCCCUGGAGACGAUGGACGUCCUACACAACUCCAGAAUGUUAUAGAUGAUGGGUUCCCCUUGACCAGACCCGGAUGGGACUUCAAUACCCCUGACGGUAGGGAGCAUCUGUGUGUCUAUGGCCAGGCUCUGGUGGCUGGUCUCCGAGGGGCUGCAAGACGCCCCACCAAUUUGGCCAAGGUAAGAGAGGUUCUACAGGGACCCAAUGAGCUCCCCUCAAUAUUCCUCGAACACCUCUUGGAGGCAUAUCGUAGAUAUACACCAUUCGACCCAAUGGCAGAGGAACAGAGGGCAUCAGUAUUAAUGAGUUUUGUGGAUCAGUCUGCAUCAGACAUCAGGAGGUGGCCAGAAUAUUGGGGAUUAAUUGGAAAUUACAUUGUGCUUAUAGACCCCAAAGUUCAGGACAAGUAGAAAGAAUGAAUAGAACCUUAAAAGAGACCAUAACUAAAUUGUCCUUGGAGACUGGCCAUACUGACUGGACAAUGCUCCUACCUCGGGCUCUCUUUAGAGUCUGGAAUACCCCCUACAAGUUUGACCUCACCCAUUUUGAGAUUUUAUUUGGGGUCCCCACCCCCUUAAGUCAAUUGCUGACACCCAAACAUCCAAACACCAUUCCUAACUCUGAUCUUAAUGCCAGGUUGCAGGCCUUACACCUCCUUCAAUCUGAAUUGUGGCCACAGAUAAAGGAGGCCUGUUCUCCAGCCAAGGAACCAGCACCUCACCGGUACCAGGUGGGGGACUCUGUUUACGUGAGACGCCACCGUUCUACCAGUUUGGAACCGUGGUGGAAGGGACCCUUCAUUGUGUUGCUGACAACACCCACAGCCAUAAAGGUUGAUGGAAUCGCAGCUUGGAUUCAUGCGUCGCACGUCAAGCCAGCUCCACCAGAGACCACAACAUGGAAACUGGAAAAGACUGCAGGAUUAGACUCCUGGGACACCCCUUACCAAAACCUGAGGAGGACCAUCACAUGGAAAGACGGGCCAUAAUGCGAGGGUACUUCACCCCACAGGGCAUACAGGUAUCUGACCAGCCCGGUUGUAGCAAUGUACAGGCCCUACAAAAACUCAGAGAACUCCCUUUCUAUGCAUGCCCCCAAGAGGCUAAAAGAAAAAAUUGUGGGGGCAAAGAACAUUACUAUUGCAAAGAAUGGGGAUGUGAGACCACUGGGGAUGCUUAUUGGAAUCCCUCUUCUAGUUGGGAUCUUAUUAUAAUAAAAAGGGGCCCUUAUACACAUGAAUUUGGAAGAGGGCCAAUCCCCCUUAAUAUCACAUUCACAAAUACAGGGAAAGAUUCCCGGACUUGGCUAAAAGGAAAUACGUGGGGCCUCAGAUUCUAUAUGAGUGGACCAGAUAAAGGGUUAUUCUUCACUAUUAGACUAAUAAUUAGAAGUCCAGACCCAACCCUAGUGGGACCCAACUCCCUACUACAGAAACCCCCUGUCGCAGCUCCCAAACCUCCACCCCAGCUCCACCCCACUACCUUCCCCACGAACCCUAGACCUACCAACCCCCCCCCCCCGACCGGACUAACACCCCUAGGCCUCAACCGGUGCCCCUACUCGCCAUGAUUCAGAAGGCUUUUGCUCUCUUAAAUGCUACUCGGCCGGAAAUGACCACCCACUGUUGGCUUUGCUAUGACGUGGCUCCCCCUUACUAUGAGGCUAUUGCCUGGGCCCUUCCUUACGCGAACUUCACUGUUACUACUGAGAUAGGUCAAUAUCAACUCCCCCCUAGACUAACAUUAGCUGCAGUAUCAGGGAAAGGACUCUGUAUAGGCACAGUGCCACCUUCUCAGGCUCAUCUCUGUAAUUCUACUCAUGUUCCUGAAUCUUAUAUAGGGUACCUAAAGCCCCCUCAGGGAGCAUGGUGGGCCUGCGGUACCGGCUUGACCUCUAUACUCUAUCCCUUGCUGUCCUAAGCCAGGCCCAGGACUAUUGUAUCCUAGUACAGCUCCUCCCUAGACUCAUUUAUCACCCAGACUUCGACUUCCUAGAUGUCAUACAGGGGCAGACUAAGUUUCGGAGAGAACCACUUUCCCUCACCCUAGCAGUCUUACUGGGUCUCAGGACCGCCACCGGAAUUGGAACAGGUAUUACUGCCCUAGCUACCCAAGAUUCAAAAUUGGCAGACUUACAAGGUAUUAUAGCUCAGGAUAUACAGGUCCUACAAGAUUCUAUCUCCAAAUUAGAAGAGUCACUAAUUUCCUUAUCCGAGGUGGUCUUACAGAAUAGAAGAGGUCUAGAUUUACUGUUCCUUAAGGAAGGGGGACUCUGUGUGGCCUUAAAGGAAGAAUGUUGCUUCUAUGUAGACCACUCGGGUGUUAUCAAAGACUCACUGAGAAAACUCAGAGAGAGACUAGAUGCCAGAAAUUGGGAAAGAAAACAAAGUCAGGGAUGGUUUGAAUCAUGGUUUAAUAGGUCCCCCUGGUUGACUACUCUGAUAUCCACCCUAUUAGGACCACUCCUCCUCCUCCUCCUCCUCCUCCUAACGUUUGGGCCCUGCAUUUUAAACCGUCUGGUAACGUUCAUCAGGGAGAGAAUUAACACAGUCCAAGUACUGGUUCUCCGUCAGCGAUAUCAGCUAGUAGGGGAAUCAGAAAUCUAAAAUUCCAUGAUUGGAAUUAUGCCCAAGAAAAAGGGGGGAAUGUGAGGUUAAAAAAAAAAAGGACCAUUACCAUGCUAACCUGCUUUCUCAGCUUUUGUAACGUUGCUUGCUUGUCUCAAAUUGUCUGGUUAGCCCCUGCCCCGAGAACCUAACCGACCUGUUGUUGUUCUUGAACCUUGCUCCAUUGCCUAGUUCUCGAACCUGUCUCUGUUUCCUGGAACCCAGGAAGCCACCAUCCUGCCUGAGGUCACUUUUGGCCUAGUCAAGCAAUGCCACGUGGACUCCACCAAUCAGAAUCCACUCUAUAUGGAAAGUCCCUUGAGCAAGACCCCCUCCCUAGCUCUGUGGUUUUUCCCUAUAUAAACCCUGUAAAGUUGCUAUUCGGAGCUUUUCACCCCUCCUGCGUGAGGACUCUGUGUUGAGCCCCCGUGCACCGGUACCUCAAUAAACACUUCUUGCUGCAUUGCAUCGAGAAGCGUCAGUGUCA